UAUGUUGCUUAGAUUUAUAACCACAACCCAUCAAUUAAAUUGGGCAUCACUAUACUAUUUCACAAAACACACUAGACCUAAGGCUUAACCUCAUAGAGAGAAGACAAGAGCUAAAGCAAUAAGUGAUGAUAAAUCAGGAAAAAUUGCCAAAUCAGAUCAAGAACAAGAAUAAAAGCAAUAAUAAGAAAAUCUCAAGAAAAAAAUUGAAUUAGAAAAAUUAAGAGCAUUAUAACCAAAAAUGCAUACAUGGAGUUCAUUUUAUGAAACACAUAUUCCUUAAACAAAAAAAAUACCUAAAACAAUCUAUCUUUCUUUAAAUGAAUAACCUGAAGGAAGAAGAAAACAUUAUAAAAAGUUUGUUUAACCUCCUAUUGAUAUUACAGAAGAAUGCAAUUAAAAAUUUGAAAUUAAAUAGCAUACAUAUGAUGAUCCCUUUGCUUAACCAAAAAGAGCAGGCUUGAUUGCUGUUAAAGUUGGUAUGACUGCUUAAUGGGAUAAAUGGGGUUAUCGACAUGCAUUAACCGUCUUACAAUUAGAUAAUAAUUAAGUUGUUUAAGUAGUUAAAAAUGACACUUAUACUGGUUUGUAGAUUGGGGCAGGAGCAGUCAAUAUUAAAACCCUAAAGAAACCUUAAAUAGGUCAUUUCCUUAAAGCAAAUGUAUACCUCAAAUUUUAUAAUAGAUACCUCCAAAAAAAUAUAUAAAGGAAUUCCCUAUCACACCUGAAAAUGUAUUGCCAGUUGGCUAUAUGUUGACUGCAAGACAUUUUACUCCAGGCUAAUUCAUUGAUAUUUAAGGUAUUUCAACAGGAAAAGGUAAAAAUGAAGUUUUGAUUUAUUUUGUUAGGAUUUGGAGGUACUGUUAAAAGACAUAAUUUUAAAACAUAACCUGCUACUCAUGGUAAUUCACUAUGUCAUAGACAAUUGGGAAGUACUGGUUAAAGAUAAGAUCCAGGUAGAGUCUUUAAGGGUAAAAAGAUGCCUGGUCAUUUAGGAAGUGACAAAGUAACAUGUGAAGGGAUUUAAGUAAUUUUGAAUAUUAUUAUAAUAAGAUUUACAGAAUUGAUGCAGUUAGAUAAUUAAUAUAUAUAAAAGGUUCAGUUCCAGGAAAACCUGGUUCAAUAGUUUAUUUAAGAGAUUCUUGGAAGGUAUAAAAGAAAAAUAAAGACUUACUUAACUUUCCUACUUUGGCGGUUGAGAAUGGAAAGGAAUAUGCUAAAGAAAUAGUAAUGGAAGCACCAUUGGAAGAUCCUGAAUUAUAGGAAACUCAUGAGAAUGAUUUCCCAAAAGCUGGAGAAGAUGCAGAGGAUUGAG
Molecule: messenger RNA, 1312 nt
Organism: Paramecium pentaurelia
Lineage: Eukaryota; Ciliophora; Oligohymenophorea; Peniculida; Parameciidae
Source: the annotation of a GenBank genome assembly